CAAAGGCUUCACUGACCGCCAAAUAUUCUACCAAACUCUUGCCAACUCAUUCACGUCGGCCACGUUUUGAGACGUCUCCAAGCAAGUGAAAUAUUCUCCGUCUUCCACCAUGUUUGGAAUCAUCGCCGAUUUGUUGUCCUCGGUCAUUACGAUCCUCUUCCCUAUUUUCGCUUCUUUCAAAGCCCUGCGCUCGUCGAACCCAUCGCAGCUAGCACCAUGGUUAAUGUAUUGGGUGGUCCUGUCGGCCAUCUUGAUGGCUGAGUCCUGGACGGUGUGGAUUUUGGGAUGGCUUCCGUUCUAUAGCUGGUUCCGUCUCUUCUUCUUUUCCUAUCUGGUUCUGCCCCAGACUCAGGGUGCCCAGAUCAUAUACCAGACUUACGUUGACCCGUUCCUAGCCCAGCACGAACGAGAAAUUGAAGAGUUCAUCGGUCGCUCUCAUGAGCGUGCCAAGGCGCUGGGCCUCCAAUACUUUUACCAAGGACUGGAUUGGGUCCGCGAGAAUGUUUUCCACCUGCCCGCCCAACAGGCUGCCCCUCCGCCUCCGGCGACCGGCCCUGCUGCAUACGCUCAGUCGCUUCUCUCUCGGUUCAACGUCCCGACAGCAGCCGGAGGAAAUGCCAAUGCCCCUGCCCAGGGUAACGACUGGCUUUCGGCCAUUGGCUCUGCCGUGGCGUCUAUGACCUCCACCGGUAAGACUCCGGAGGCACGGGCGGAGGAACUCUCGGCCAGCGGCUCCUUCUUGCCCCGUGACAUGGCCGGCAUGUCUCAUGAUGAGAAGUCCAAAUACCUCUCAAACCAGCAGGAUAUGUUGGAAGUGCUGCGCAAUGCGUUGGCAAAGGAACAGCAAUCCCUGCACGGACGGGACGAUGACCCCGCAUCCGGCUCGUCCCUGAGGAAGAACCGUAGCGACAACUCGUUUGAUCAUAUCGAACCUGAGGACAUCCGUGAUCGGUCCACCAGCAGCAACUGGGCGUCUGGCAUAGACUUUGCGGCGCGAGCAGCGGAGGAAUUGGCUCGAUCCCGCGGUUCUCAUUAA
Aspergillus nomiae NRRL 13137 is the source of this 1036-nucleotide messenger RNA. RefSeq names its product HVA22/TB2/DP1 family protein. Bases 110 to 1036 code for a protein of 308 amino acids. The record is from RefSeq and is a predicted model, not a curated record. The transcript has 3 exons. NCBI's taxonomy places the organism in Eukaryota, Fungi, Ascomycota, Eurotiomycetes, Eurotiales, Aspergillaceae.